Mesoplodon densirostris (Blainville's beaked whale) is the source of this 915-nucleotide messenger RNA. Its product is annotated as protein FAM170A-like. Gene Ontology annotation, biological process: fertilization. Gene Ontology annotation, cellular component: nucleus. The record is from RefSeq and is a predicted model, not a curated record. NCBI's taxonomy places the organism in Eukaryota, Metazoa, Chordata, Mammalia, Artiodactyla, Ziphiidae. The annotation marks the transcript as partial. The transcript is spliced from 3 exons.
AUGAAUGGGGGAAUCUCGAAGUCACAAGAGGAUCUCCCUCAGCUUGGAUCCACUGUGGUGGCCAAAGGCUGCAGCCCAGGGGCAGGGGAGGUCUCCUCUGCCUCUACAUACUUCUCCUGUGCUUCUUCUCCGCGCAAGCUCAUCUACGCUGGAACCCGGAGAUCACAUCGAGACACUGCCCAGCCUAAAGCACCCCUAGCCCAGGUUCAGGAAAAAGGGGAGACUGCUCCCCCAUCACACUGUGUCUCCUCCUCACCCUCUCCACCCUGUAAGCACUAUCUGCACCCAGACAAAGAGGAAAGGGGCACGAAAAUAUACUACAUGCAGGUACAAGUGAACAAGGGUGUAGCUGUCUCCUGGAAGACAAAGAAACCCUUGGAGUUGCCUGAAAAGCAGCUGACAAUAGAAGAAGUGACCCUUCCUGAGGAUGCGUGCACAGUAGGCACUUACCCCUCUGAUGUGUUCACCGAAAGCCUCCUGUCUGACAGUGAGCCCACUGGGGAGGAGAAAGAGUAUGAGGAAAGGGCAGAGCCAGGCAGCCCAUCAGGGUCACCUGCAGUCCAGGAGACACCCAGGGCCAAGACACCGGCCUGGAUGGCGACCAUGGAGACCGGCUUCAGGUGCAUGGCCUGCUGCCGGGUCUUCCACACCUUGGAGAUCCUCCAGCAGCACGUGAAGGGCGGCGUCCUGGAGGGCUUCGGCUGCCGUUUCUUUCAUCUCAACAUCGCCCAGUGGAUGGGCAAUGUGGAAUUCGAGAGCUCCCCUGAGGAGGAGGGCAGUGUGGAACCCGAGACCACCUCAGAGGACGAGGAGGACGACGAGGAGAAGCUAGAAGGCCCCAGCCCGAAGAGACCCCGCAGGCAGGGUCUUUUCUCUCUUUUGAGUUCCACACGGCAACUGAGAUUCAUGGGACAG